Molecule: messenger RNA, 573 nt
Organism: Mesorhabditis spiculigera
Lineage: Eukaryota; Metazoa; Nematoda; Chromadorea; Rhabditida; Rhabditidae
Source: the annotation of a GenBank genome assembly
AUGACGAGUGCUGUCAACUCGGCACUGUUCGCUGUUAGUCGCUCUCUUCUCGCUGGCUCCCGGGCCGGUGCAAUGCCCUCCUUUCUCUCCUUGGUGCAUACUGAGCAUGGAUCGCCUCGAGUUGCCUUGAUUUUUCAUGCCACAGCUGCGAUAAGCGUGUCGUUCAUUGGUGAUGUUGGGCGUCUUAUCAAUUAUGCGAUGGUGUCCAAUAUGCUGAGCGUCAUCACGACGAUCACAGCAUCAAUUUACAUCAGAUGGACAGAGAUUCCGGUCAGCGCGACGGCGAUUCGGUACCCAAUCCUCCUUCACUGGCUCGUGCUCGCCAUCUCGGUGGCCCUAGUAGCCGUCCCGAUCUCGAAAGACCCAAUGGCCUGCGUAGUUGGAUUUGGAUUACUUUUGGUAUUCUCAAUUAUAUAUUUUACCCUCGUCCGACCGAGUCACGAAAUCCGAAUUUGGCGGAUAAUUGAAGAUAAAAUUACCCGCUUCUUUCAACUUGUGCUCUGGGCUGUACAUAUUGAUGCGCCGGAAAUACAUUUUACUGAAAGCGAAGAGGCGCCAACUAUUGAAAAAUAC